Molecule: messenger RNA, 369 nt
Organism: Fibroporia radiculosa
Lineage: Eukaryota; Fungi; Basidiomycota; Agaricomycetes; Polyporales; Fibroporiaceae
Exons: 2
Coding region: 1-369 (122 amino acids)
Source: RefSeq, a predicted model, not a curated record
AUGUCCCGCCUCGUGGUCGUGCAGAAUGCGUCAUACGCACCGCCCGCUGGUCUGUCUGAGCAGCUGCCCGUCCUCAAUCUCCCGCUGGCCGCGACAGCUGUCUCUCCAAUCUUACGACACCUGGCUCCUUCAUGCGGCGACGUUGCUCGUGUCGGUCCGGCCUACUGUGCCUGCCCCCAGUCUGCGGAAUCCUCCCUCGCCUGCUCUCUCCUUCUUCCGCCGCCGUCCGAGGGCACUCCGGUACGCGCCCCACGGAAGCCAUCUGCUCGCUGUCGUAGCGCUCUUCCCCGUCUGCAGCCGCCUGGCAUCUACCCGCAGACACGGAUGGCAUGGUGGCGGAAGCACUGCUCGUCUCCGAGCCCGCCGUAG